Messenger RNA from Nicotiana tabacum (common tobacco), 857 nucleotides. The record is from RefSeq and is a predicted model, not a curated record. NCBI's taxonomy places the organism in Eukaryota, Viridiplantae, Streptophyta, Magnoliopsida, Solanales, Solanaceae.
CCACCCACCCAAAAUUUUCCUCCAUUUUUCAUUAUUGCUUUCAUUUCUUCCCAAUUACCUUUCCUUAGAACACACACCCCACACCCACAGAAGAACCGAAGAAGAUGGGUAUACCAAGAAACACUGGAGGAGGUGUAGAUAUGCUAAGUGAAAGAGCAAAAAUGAUGAGAGAUGCAGUGGAGAAGAGUCAGUCCAUUACCGACAAUGUGGUCAACAUCUUGGGUUCCUUUGAUCACCGUCUUUCUGCUCUUGACACUGCUAUGCGUCCCACUCAGAUAAGGACUCAUGCUAUUAGGAAGGCUCAUGGAAAUAUUGAUAAGACUUUAAAGGCUGCUGAGGUUAUAUUGUCCCAAUUUGAUAUUUCUCGUCAGGCUGAAGUUAAAAUACUUAAAGGGCCACAUGAGGACCUAGAAAGUUAUCUUCAAGCAAUUGAACAGCUGAGAAACAAUAUUCGCUUCUUCAGCAACAACAAGAGCUUCAAGAGUAGUGAUGGAGUGCUCAAUCAUGCUAAUAGUUUGCUAGCCAAGGCUAUCUCAAAGCUCGAAGAGGAGUUUAAGCAGCUCUUGUUAUCUUAUAGUAAACCUGUUGAACCUGAUCGGCUGUUUGAGUGUCUCCCAAAUUCAAUGCGACCAUCGUCUGGAUCACCUGGACACCAGGAGUCUAGUGGUAAGAACCGUCUGUCCAAUAGCAUUGCUGAGCAAAAUGGUGCAGAAAAUGCUGUCUUCACACCGCCAACUCUUAUACCUCCAAGGAUCCUGCCUUUACUGCAUGAUUUAGCCCAACAGAUGGUUCAAGCUGGUCACCAACAGCAAUUUGUAAAAAUAUACAGGUAAAUAUCCAUUUCUAGCCAUGAACUA